UUCACCCUUUUAAAUAAGGAUCUGGUUAGACUGCCUUGAAGUGCCACAUCUGGAAACUGAACGCUGAAAGAAAGUUAAAAUAACUGAGGCACCACUAAGCCAAGGGGGGCUGAUUGCAGAAGAGGGUAAACAAUUACUAAGACGCUAGAAGACCACUGCUGGAUGUAAGGGGAGGAAAUGGCUUUGAUCUCCGCCUGGCCCCUGGUUUUUCCUAUAUUAUUCUUUUCGAGAUGCUUCUCCUCCAGCACAGCCUCGAGCGCGGGAAGCGUCUUUCUGUUUGACAUUGAAGGUAGCUCAGCGGUCAGCACGCAAGAAGCUACUGUUAUCAGAGGGCAGCAGCAGUCAGUAGCUACUGGAAGUUGGGUGCCUUUUGCUGAGGGAUGCCAAGAAGGAUUUUACCGUACCAGCUCAGGAAAAUGCUCUCCUUGCAACUGUAAUGGUAAUGCAAACAGAUGCCUUGAUGGAUCUGGAAUCUGUGUGGACUGCCAGAGAAACACAACAGGGGAACACUGUGAGCAAUGUCCAGACGGCUUUGUUGGUGAUGCUGUUGGAGGAGCACCCACAUUCUGCCAGCCUUGCCCCUGCCCCCUGCCAGAAGUUGCCAACUUUGCAGUCUCCUGUUAUCGAAAAAAUGGAAAUGUGCGUUGUGUCUGUAAGGAAAACUAUGCAGGACCUAACUGUGAAAGGUAAGAAACUAACAAAAUGACUUAAUGGUCAACAAUACUGAAGUUCAGGAACCUUCAAGGGAGCCUUUACAUAUUGGGGAGAAAACCCUGCACAGAGAAACCCUAUAUUCAUUUGAUUGAAUCAUGCUUGUUCAAGAAUCUCGUUUAGUUCCUAGUAAAAUCUAUAAAGACUCUCUGUGGAGACAUGUCAGGUAAGACAGACUUUUAUAUUUGAUGUUCUUUGACCCACUCCUUGCACUCUGUGUACCUCUACAUGGUUAUUUUACAAAAAGGAAUAAAAUUUAAAAAUGAAAAUACAAACCAGUAAGAGCAGCUGAAGUGAAAAAGUCACCACCAUGCCUCUCACAAUGCUCCACUUUGAAAACAUAACAGGCUUCUGCUGAUUAAAUGUUUCAAAAGCAGAAGAGAUAAUGCCUUAUCUGAUCAAAUUCUUAAUGAGCAGAUGCAUGUUAAAUAUUUACACGCAUCAUUAAACAAAGUCAAGCAAACAACCACAGGUCAGUGUUGCUUUUCAACUCUUAUGCUCACAAGCAAUUCCAGUAAACAACAAAGUACACAAAUAAAUGGAGAUUUGCAGUAGAAAUAUGACUUAUUGUCCUGUCUUAUAAAAGGCCAUAUUACCCUGGACACACAUGGACAAUGCUACAUUGAAUGUCAGAGGUGGAAUUAUAAUUCUCCUUCAGCAGACGAUAAAUUAAAACCACUUUAACACAAAGACUAUGGGGUAUAGGAUAGUUCAGAGACUGAAUUUCACAAUGCUUUAUUUUGAGUUUUCUUAAAUCCCCUGAACCAUGUAAGAAAUCAGUCCACUUUCAUUAAUGAGCAAGGUUUGAAUUCAGAUGACACUUUACUAGUGAGGGAGAAAUACGUGAAGAGAAAGGUAAGAUAAAAAAAGAGAGUGAAGACUUUUGCCCUUACAGAGGAUGCAAAAAUAUCAGCGUAUUACCUCUGCAUCACUAAUACAGUGACAGCAGUAGUGAAAGCCCUCUAGACAGAUGGCACAAAAUGAAAAAAAAAAAAAAGGCUUGUUUCCAGGGCUAUGGCUGCAUGCUUUUGUUCUUAGGAAAUGUCAGAUGUAUACACAAAGGAUAAUGCAGACAAUUAAAAGGUCAGUGAGGUUUCCUAAUGGUUAUUAAAAUGUCAUCCUAGACUACAAGCAAAUCAAAUCCCAUGAAAUGAGAAGCAGAUUCAUAGCAGCAGCGGAGAAUGGCAGCAGCUUUCCUUUCUAACUACCCAGCCUUACACACUGCAGCUGUUUCAAAAGUAUGUGUAGAUGGGUUAGAAAAGGUUACAAAAAGAAAUCAGCCUGUCCUGGUCACUGCAUUAAGCCCUUUGCAAACUGCUGUGGUAAGUGGUUUGCAGUGACAAAGAGACCUUUCCUUCUGCUAGGCGGUUGGUCCUGCUCCUGGUUCAUGUCAGAUAGGACAAAAAGCAUUUCAAAGACUAACAAGAGAUGCUUGUCUGUGUUCACUUAUCAAAGAACAAGCUAACACUAGCUGCUGGUGUUGGCAGCCGUUGCACCAUAGGAGUAUCAAAGGAGAAGGGACAUUACUCCUGCCCAUCCCACAUCGCAAGGGCAUCUUGUAUCCCGAGGGCAGAGGAAGACUACAUCCCAUCACCCUCCUUCUCUCCAUGCCCCCUGCCAGCUGCCUGCAGGGGGACAGGGCAGCGGGACACCCUCCCUUGCACAGUGCCUGCAUGACAACCUGCUCCAAUCUCCUGGAAUUGUGUAGAAAGCUUCCUUGUGCUAAGUCAGGGCCUUGGCACAAGUCUGCUGGUUUCUUUUACAUGUGCCGGUGAAUAAUGUGAAAUUAUGGAUGCCUUUCCUAGGAAUUGUGAAAACCACCUCUCAGUUCAACAUUUAAGAAUGAGUCAUUUUGCUCCUGGACUCUGGCAGUGAAGCACUGAGGUGACAGCAGAUGAAAUGCAGGUUUUGCUAAUGUCCAAAUGUAAAAAAAUAUAAUUGAACAAAUUAUGCUUUAGAUUCCAAAGUGAACAGAAGAAAAUAGUCCUUUUGGCAUUGCCAGGGAAGUGGAAGUUAAUUUCUUACUCACCAGUAAUUGCAGGAAGCAAAUAAGGCUGUAAGAUGAAACAAAGACAGCCUAGCAGCUUUACUAUCUCCACAAUGCUGACAAAUCAUGUGGGAGAAGAAAUAUUCUUUCUUAGCAACAGAGCCCCUUACUGAUGCAGCAGAGGGAAAAUACAUUUACCACAGGCUUCUACUUUUCCAGACCAUAAAGCACAAAGAUGGAGCAAUAAGUUUCCAUUCAGUAGUCCCUCCUCUUCUCAUGCUACCAACCAUUCAAAAGAGGAAAGGCACAGUCCAAACCUAUAAUGUCCCCUGAGAAGCAAAGAGAAAGGAAAAGUGAGGGUGACACAUUUAUUCACAGCUCUAAAAGUUCCUAUUUGUUUUAGACAGCUACACUAGAUUAGCAGAUACGGCUAAUAAAAGUGAGUCAGACGACUGUAAAAAGCAGGACUUACUUCCAAGCCCACACAUUUAUCUGUGAGGAAUUGCCCACUGCAUUUCUGGCAAGUGAACUGAAUGGUGUAUUUCUGAAAAUAAAAUAAAAAGUCACCUUGUCCUUAUGAGAAACCAUAGGCCUGAUGGGGAAUAGCAGGCAGUCAUUGGUAGUCACUGUCUGAAAACCUACACUGGCUGGUAGUAUACUCUCACCUGAGCACAGCCCAGUGGCUUCUGUGAUCUGGUGGACACAUCAGACAGAUGAUUAUUUGGAAAAUGAUCUAAGUACAGAAGAUAAAAGAGAAAUGCUGCAAGACAUUGAGAGCUCAUAGUAAAACAAAUGGCUCAGAAGAUUUAAACAACAAUAACAAAAAGAAAAAAAAACAGAUAUUUCUGUACAUACACCUUGAAAGUUGAAAAUUUGGACAAUAUGACUAUCCCACAUUGUCUGAAAUAUUAGAAAAUUAUAGUAAGCUUUUUUGGCACGACUAAACAGAAGCAUCACACUUCACUGCCUGCUCUAACUUCUAUGGAAAAGGGGAGCAAUUCCACUCCAGUCAGUUAAAUCACAAUCUUUACGCUCUGCAUUGCAUUCACAUUUAUUUGAGUGCAGAGGACUCUCGGUCACAUUUUUAUUCUUUACAUCUGGGUCACGCAAGUGAUAAGAUCUGCAGCAAAGAUUCUGGCAGUGCUGGAAAGAGACAAACAGACUCUUUUCCAUUGGAAAAGGCAGUAUUUGAGGCAGCCAAGUGGUUUAUAUUAAGAUGCUUAAAAUUUUAUGUGUUUUUACUGUGGGGUUUGGGACUGGAAAAUGAACAAAAGAGCCUUGAGGAAAUUACUUUCAUU
Molecule: messenger RNA, 3996 nt
Organism: Meleagris gallopavo (turkey)
Lineage: Eukaryota; Metazoa; Chordata; Aves; Galliformes; Phasianidae
Source: RefSeq, a predicted model, not a curated record